UUAACUUUAUGAAGUGCAUCAUAAAACAACGUUUUAUUUGAAGUUGCUGAUACGGAAUUCAGAUGGGAGGACCAAUUCUUCUUGGCUACUAUUAAAUACUUUUGAAUAUCAAAUCUCAGAUUAAAUGAAGGGAAUAGUACUGGAAGAAAUAUAGAUGAAAGAAAGAAAAUGCAAGGAGAAAACUUCACCAUUUGGAGCAUUUUUUUCUUGGAGGGAUUUUCCCAGUACCCAGGGUUAGAAGUGGUUCUCUUCGUCUUCAGCCUUGUAAUGUAUCUGACAACGCUCUUGGGCAACAGCACUCUUAUUUUGAUCACUAUCCUAGAUUCACGCCUUAAAACCCCCAUGUACUUAUUCCUUGGAAAUCUCUCUUUCAUGGAUAUUUGUUACACAUCUGCCUCUGUUCCUACUUUGCUGGUGAACUUGCUGUCAUCCCAGAAAACCAUUAUCUUUUCUGGGUGUGCUGUACAGAUGUAUCUGUCCCUUGCCAUGGGCUCCACAGAGUGUGUGCUCCUGGCCGUGAUGGCAUAUGACCGUUAUGUGGCCAUUUGUAACCCGCUGAGAUACUCCAUCAUCAUGAACAGGUGCGUCUGUGCACGGAUGGCUACGGUCUCCUGGGUGACGGGUUGCCUGACCGCUCUGCUGGAAACCAGUUUUGCCCUGCAGAUACCCCUCUGUGGGAAUCUCAUCGAUCACUUCACGUGUGAAAUUCUGGCGGUGCUAAAGUUAGCUUGCACAAGUUCACUGCUCAUGAACACCAUCAUGCUGGUGGUCAGCAUUCUCCUCUUGCCAAUUCCAAUGCUCUUAGUUUGCAUCUCUUACAUCUUCAUCCUUUCCACUAUUCUGAGAAUCACCUCAGCAGAGGGAAGAAACAAGGCUUUUUCUACCUGUGGUGCCCAUUUGACUGUGGUGAUUUUGUAUUAUGGGGCUGCCCUCUCUAUGUACCUAAAGCCUUCUUCAUCAAAUGCACAAAAAAUAGACAAAAUCAUCUCGUUGCUUUACGGAGUGCUUACCCCUAUGUUGAACCCCAUAAUUUACAGUUUAAGAAACAAGGAAGUCAAAGAUGCUAUGAAGAAAUUGCUGGGCAAAAUAACAUUGCAUCAAACACACGAACAUCUCUGAUUGGGUCCCUAUGGUUUUACCAGAGAUGUGCCCCUGGCAGAGCUCAUCAGAGAAAUUCGAGACAACAUACAACCUCUUAGAACUCUGAUCGGAUCUUAUCUCUAUAUAAUUUCACAGUUAUGAGCUGCAUACACAGAGUGAUUGCCUAUUAAUAAUAGUAGGUUUCAAUUUGCAUUUGUUAAUAUUUCCUUUUUGUGUUUUGUGGUUGUGAGGUUUUGAGUUAUAGAGUCAUUAAAUGUUUGCUACAGAAGAAA
Homo sapiens (human) is the source of this 1373-nucleotide messenger RNA. It is a transcript of the gene OR2K2, whose product is annotated as olfactory receptor family 2 subfamily K member 2. Lineage: Eukaryota; Metazoa; Chordata; Mammalia; Primates; Hominidae. The transcript has 2 exons. Gene Ontology annotation, cellular component: plasma membrane; membrane. Gene Ontology annotation, biological process: G protein-coupled receptor signaling pathway. Bases 169 to 1119 code for a protein of 316 amino acids. The record is from RefSeq and is marked validated. Gene Ontology annotation, molecular function: G protein-coupled receptor activity; olfactory receptor activity.